AUGAUUGUCGGCACUGUCGGGGCUAUAGGGAAUGGUUUUGCCAUGCCCCUUAUGACAAUAGUCUUUGGGGAAGUCAUCAACUAUUUUGGAAACAACAGAAAUAAUAAACACAUAGUUGAUGUUGUUUCAAAGGUCUCUCUAAAGUUUGUGUAUUUGGGUUUUGUAACUCUUGGGGCAGCAUUUCUCCAGGUGGCUUGUUGGAUGGUCACAGGAGAAAGACAGGCUGCAAGAAUCAGGAGUUUAUAUUUGAAAACUAUAUUGAGACAAGAUGUUUCUUUCUUUGACUUAGAAACUAACACAGGAGAGGUGGUUGGGAGAAUGUCUGGUGACACUGUUCUCAUACAAGAUGCCAUGGGCGAAAAGGUUGGGAAAUUUCUACAACUGGUAUCGACAUUUAUUGCAGGUUUCGUGAUAGCAUUUAUCAAAGGCUGGCUUCUUACACUUGUUAUGAUGAGCACUAUUCCUUUUAUGAUUAUAGCUGGUGCAACUUUGUCCUUAAGUAUAAGCAAGAUGGCAUCUCAUGAACAAUCUGCUUAUGCAAAAGCAGCUAAUGUGGUUGAACAGACAAUUGGCUCAAUCAAAACGGUUGCUUCGUUUGCCGGGGAGAAACAAGCAAUAACAAAUUAUAAAAAAUUUCUUAUCAGUGCAUACAAGUCUGGUGUUCAUCAAGGCAUAGCCUCUGGAUUGAGUGUUGGGAUUGUGAUGUUAGUCAUGUUCUGUAGCUAUGCCUUAGCCACAUGGUUUGGCGCAAAGAUGAUAAGAGAAAAUGACUACAAUGGGGGUGACGUUUUAAAUGUGAUAUUUGCUGUGCUUACUGGAUCAAUGGCCUUGGGGCAGGCAUCUCCUUGUAUGAGUGCAUUUGCUGUUGGUCAAGCUGCAGCAUUUAGGAUGUUUGAGACUAUCAAAAGGAAGCCGGAGAUUGAUGCUUAUGACAACAGAGGAAAGAUAUUGGAUGACAUACGUGGAGAUAUUGAGUUGAAAGAUGUUUACUUUAGCUAUCCAGCUAGACCAAAUGAGCAAAUAUUCAAUGGAUUUUCACUUGAUUUUCCUAGUGGUACUACUACAGCUUUGGUUGGACCAAGUGGAAGUGGCAAGUCAACAGCCAUUAGUCUUAUUGAGAGAUUUUAUGAUCCCCAAGCUGGUCAAGUUUUGAUUGAUGGCAUCAACUUGAAGGAGUUGCAACUUAAGUGGAUUCGGGGGAAAAUUGGUCUUGUUAGCCAAGAACCAGUAUUAUUUGCUUGUAGUAUUAAGGAGAAUAUUUCCUAUGGAAAGGAAGGUGCAACACUUGAAGAGAUAAGAGUUGCAACUCAACUCGCAAAUGCUGCUAGUUUCAUUGAUAAAUUACCUCAGGGUCUUGAUACCACUGUAGGUGAACAUGGGACUCAGCUCUCUGGUGGUCAAAAACAAAGAGUUGCAAUAGCAAGAGCUAUCAUAAAAGACCCACGAAUUUUGCUUCUUGAUGAAGCAACAAGUGCGCUAGAUGCCGAGUCCGAAAGGACUGUGCAAAAAGCAUUGGACAGAGUUAUGGUCAACCGCACUACUGUCAUUGUUGCUCAUCGUUUGAGCACCGUCAGGAAUUCUGAUAUGAUUGCUGUCAUCCAUGAAGGAAAGAUGGUUGAAAAAGGCUCACACUCAAAACUUGACAAGGACCCUAAUGGAGCUUAUGCUCAGCUUAUAAGAUUGCAACAAGUGAACAAAGAGUUAGAGCAAGUUGUCAGUGGUCAAGUAGAAACUGAAGCUAAUAUAGAACAUGUUCAAGAAUCUAGUCAAAGAGAGUCGAUAACACGAUCAAUAAGUUGGGGAUAUUCCCUUGGAAGUAGAAGUCGCCACUCAUUUGGUAUACCUAUAGACGUACAUGAGACAACAAUGACAUUUUCAGAAGCUCCUGCGCAAGUGGUGGAAAUGGAACCCCUUCCAAGUGUGCCACUAACUCGCCUUGCCGCUCUUAACAAACCAGAGAUACCUUUUCUUCUUGUUGGAGUUAUAGCUGCUUCUGUAAAUGGUGUUGUACUCCCCAUUUUUGGUCUGCUUAUUUCUAGAAUGAUUAAGGUAUUUUAUGAACCUCCUCAUGAGCAGCAAAAGCAUUCUGUGUUUUGGGCAAUGAUGUUUCUUGUUCUUGGUAUUGUAUCAUUCCUGGUGAUCCUAGCACAAGAUUUUUUCUUUGCUGUAGCUGGCUGUAAGUUAAUACAACGCAUACGAUUGAUGUGUUUCAAGAAACUAGUUCACAUGGAAGUGGGAUGGUUCAAUGAGCCAGGGCACUCGAGCGGUGCCAUUGGAGCAAGGCUUUCUGCAGACGCAGCAACUAUCCGUGCCUUAGUUGGAGAUGCACUUGGUCUACUUGUUCAAAAUAUUGGAUCAGCAGUUGCUGGUUUGCUCAUUGCAUUUCUUGCAAAUUGGCAGUUGGCAUUGAUCAUUCUUCUCCUGCUUCCACUAAUUGGAAUCAAUGGAUACAUUGAAGUGAAGUUCAUGAAAGGGUUCAGUGCAAAUACGAAGGAAGCGAGUCAAGUAGCGAAUGACUCGGUUGGGAGUAUAAGAACUAUUGCUUCAUUUUGUGCAGAAGAGAAAGUGAUGGAGCUAUACAAAAAGAAAUGUGAAGGCCCUGUGAAGACUGGGAUAUGGCAAGGCAUGAUUAGUGGAAUAGCAUUUGGUUUGUCUUUCCUUUUACUUUUUUGUGUCUAUGCAACAAGUUUUUAUGCCGGAGCUAGACUUGUUGAGGAUGGAAAAGCUUCAUUUUCAGAUGUUUUCAAGGUAUUCUUUGCUUUAACAAUGGCAGCUGUUGGUAUUUCUCAAUAUAGCUCAUUUGCUCCUGAUUCUAGAAAAGCCAAGGAUGUUGCAGCUUCCAUAUUUGCUAUAAUAGAUCGAGACUCAAAAAUAGACUCUAGUGAUGAAUCUGGGGAGAUAAUAGAUAAUGUGAAUGGUGAGAUUCAUCUGAGCCAUGUGAGCUUUAAGUAUCCAUCUAGGCCAAAUGUUCAAAUUUUGAGAGACCUUAGUCUAACUAUCCCUUCCAACAAGACAAUUGCAUUGGUUGGUGAAAGUGGAAGUGGGAAAUCAACUGUGAUAGCUUUAUUACAGAGAUUUUAUGAUCCUGAAUCAGGACACAUAACACUGGAUGGAGUUGAACUUCGAAGAUUAAAUCUCAAGUGGUUAAGGAAACAAAUGGGGCUAGUGAGCCAAGAGCCGGUUUUAUUCAACAGUACUAUUCAUGCCAACAUUGCAUUUGGGAAAGGAGAUGCCUCAGAAACAGAGAUUAUGGCAGCAUCAGAGUUGGCCAAUGCCCACACCUUCAUCAGUGGUUUAAGCCAGGGUUACGAGACAGUGGUGGGAGAAAGAGGAGUACAAUUGUCAGGAGGGCAAAAGCAAAGGGUGGCCAUCGCGAGAGCCAUUGUGAAAUGUCCGAAGAUCAUGCUGUUGGAUGAGGCGACCAGUGCGCUUGAUGCAGAGUCGGAAAUUAUUGUCCAGCAUGCACUGGACAAUGUCAUGGUCAACAAAACCACUGUGGUUGUGGCACAUAGACUCUCAACCAUCAAGAAUGCUGAUGUUAUUGUCGUUCUUAAGAAUGGAGUCAUUGCAGAGAAGGGCAAUCACAACACUCUCAUGAACAAUAAGAAUGGCUUUUAUGCCUCCAUGGUUUCACUUCACAUGAGCAAUUCUAGUUCAUAA
This is a messenger RNA of Humulus lupulus (European hop), 3660 nucleotides long. RefSeq names its product ABC transporter B family member 11-like. The record is from RefSeq and is a predicted model, not a curated record. Gene Ontology annotation, biological process: transmembrane transport. The coding region runs from base 1 to 3660 and encodes 1219 amino acids. Gene Ontology annotation, molecular function: ATP binding; ATP hydrolysis activity; ABC-type transporter activity. NCBI's taxonomy places the organism in Eukaryota, Viridiplantae, Streptophyta, Magnoliopsida, Rosales, Cannabaceae. Gene Ontology annotation, cellular component: membrane. The transcript is spliced from 12 exons.